UCAAAAUUGGUAUUAAAAAACAAGGGCAGGCGUUCUGGCAACCUUGGUUUUUGGCUCGAGUUAAAGAGAACGAAAAAGCGGAGGCUUUAUCACCCUACUCUUCAAUUCCCAAUUUUGAUUCCAACCCAUUGCCAUUAACGCUCUUAUUUUCUUCUUUUUCGUGUCAGUGUUCAUAUUUCUUCUUCUUCCUUUUUUUUUUUUUUGUUUGAUUUUUGGUUCUUGCAGGUUGAGAGAACAAAACCCAGAUGGGAAAGUCGUCGUCUUCUUCUCUAAAGAAGAAGAGAUCAAAAGUUUCUUCUCCUCAGGCACGGAUUAAGAAAAAAGGUAAAAUCAGGAGCAGGAGAAAGAGUAAGUCCAAGAAGCUUCGACGUCGUGAUGAUUCUGUUUCUUAUUCAAGCGAUAGUAGUGAUUCCAGGAAUUCUGUAUCUGUUUCAUCCUCGAGUUCUGAGGGUUACCGUAGAAGUAGAAGAUCUCGGUCAAGAACAAGAAAGGAUGUGAAGAGCAGUAAGAAGAGGGCUCGAAGACACUCCUCUAGCAGUGAAAGGACAGAAGACACUCCUCAUGUUAGAAAAAGAAAAGGAUCAAAGAAAAGUGGUGAAAAGAAAAAAACCCAUGAAAGGAAGAAGAAUAAGAACAAAAAGUCUGAAAGGGAGGUAAGUAUUAGUUCCACUAGUAGUGGGUCAUGGAGUUGCUCUACUUGUCAAGGUGGGAGUAGUAGCAGUGAUCAGAGUGAAGUGGAGAAGAAUAGAGGUAGGUACAAAAGAAGAGACAAAGAUAGGAGACAUGUGGAAAAGGUUAAAAGUGGAAGUAAAAGGAAGAGGUCUAGAUCGAGGAGUUGUUCAUCCUGCAGUCGGUAUAGUGAUUACAGGAGUGAUGAGCAAUUGACAGGCGAGGGUAAUAUGAGACGGCUGAGAUCAGUUAUUACUGUUGUUAGAGAGGGAAAUGAGGAGAGAGGGAUGGAUGAAGAUGAGCAUAAAGAAGAGAUGGUAUAUGAUUAUGAUGAUUAUCCUUCUAGCAGAAGCAAUGAUACUAAUGAUGGGGGGAGCAAGAGAGAGUUUGGUCAUAAUUCUCAUGUCACACCAGAGAAGAAAGGGGAUGCAGAAGAUGAAAAAGGAGAAGUAGUUGUUAAUCACAUCAGAAGUGAUAAAGUCUUUGAGACUAACAAGGACUGUAAGGAUUCUGAUGGGAAUAGUCCUUUUGAUGGGUUUAAGAUGAAUGAUGUUGUAAAGGAUAGGAGGAAUGAUGAUUCUGGUGUCAAUGAUAGUCCAAAUGCAUAUAAUUUGGAGUCAAUUUUGAGACAAAAGGCUUUGGAAAAUCUUAGGAAAUUCCAAAAGGGUCACCAGACUGAUGCAAAGGCUCCUGACAAUCAGAAAGAUCUAAUGCAUAGUGAUGUGAAGAGACUGUCUGCCACAAAAGCUGAAUUGGUUCAAAAUAAAUCCUCCAAGGGAGGUGGUGAUAGAGUUGUUGUUACCAGCCAAAUAGCGGGGGAUGACAGUAUUGCUGCAGCAAGUAAAGGUUCUACAGUGAUUUUGCAGAAUGAUAAAAAUCUUUCUGAUGGGAACACUUGGUGCAAAGAUAAUGGGGCUGAGCAUGAUGUUGCACAUCCACCAGAUCAGGUUCCUCUUGCUAGUAGCCCUAACAAGUUCAACAAGAAACUCAGUUCUGAAUCUUAUAAACCAAAAUUGAUUUCAUUAACAUCAAGGCGAGAACCAUCAAAUGCUUCCAUCAACAAGAAACAAGAACCUACUUUGCAACAGGAGCAUCUGCAACCAAAUUCAAUGACUGGGGAUAGUGUAGCUCAUAGUAAGGUAGAAACUGCACAAACUGCGAUCUGCCAACUUGGCAAAACUAAUAGUGAAGAAGUUAAUAACACCCACAGUUGUGCUUCUGAUGAUACUUCUUCUUGCCAAAAAUCUAUACCUGGAGGUAUUAGCUCUAAUAAACCACAAGAUGAGGCCAACAAUGAUUCACAGUUUGAGCAGAAGACUAUGACUGUAAUGCGGGGUGGUGAACUGGUAGAGGUAAGCUACAAGGUCUACAUCCCUAAGAAAGCCCCGGCCUUGUCUCGGAGGCCACUCAAACGGUGAUUUCUCAUAAAUGAUUUUGGUCUGAGUAGGCACUGUUUAGAAAGCUUUAAAAACAGAUACGACUGUUUAGUUUGCAACUUUGUAAGAGAUACUAUCAUUCCGAAGUGACGAUACAUGCAGAACCUGAACUGAAGAGCUUAGUGAAUUUCUGCUUGCAUUAUAUACUAAUACUAGUAACAAUUGGUGCAUUUAAAGAAUGUAAUCUAUUGUGGCCACAAGGAUGACUAUCUUUCUGACAUUUAUUUUAGAAGUAGCAUUAACUUGUUUGGUGUA
Messenger RNA from Mangifera indica (mango), 2360 nucleotides. RefSeq lists its product as uncharacterized. The transcript has 3 exons. NCBI's taxonomy places the organism in Eukaryota, Viridiplantae, Streptophyta, Magnoliopsida, Sapindales, Anacardiaceae. The record is from RefSeq and is a predicted model, not a curated record. The coding region runs from base 246 to 2087 and encodes 613 amino acids.